UCAUGUCAACCACGUUCCUAAUAACAAAAAGUUAACUCUUGGGCGAAGAGCUUGGAUAGCCUUUUUGGUCAGUCCUGCAGCUACCGGAAUAGUCCUAUGAAUUGAAAGGUGUUUGGAGAUCCACAAGAUUCCUCCGACCUAUCUGGAAUUUCCUUACAGGACAGACAAAGGAUGCAGAAACCAACGUUAGCAAGUGAGGGAACUGGAAAAGGCCCCUCUGCUGUUGAGCCUGGCAGCUGUGGGAAGAUCUGGACCAAAACUGAGCAGAGGUUCCUGGAGGAGAAAACCAUCAUCCGUUCAGAGAUUCAGCCCUGCAACUUCAGAAACAUCCAAUAUGAGGAGAUUGACGGUCCCCGAGGACUUUGCAGCCGACUUCACAACUUUUAUAGUCAAUGGCUGAGACCAGAAAAGCACACCAAAGCACAGAUGUUGGACCUAGUAAUUCUGGAGCAGCUGCUGGCCCUUCUGCCCCCUCUGAUGGCAAACUGGUUGCGGGAGUGUGGAGCAGAGACCAGCUCCCAAGCGGUGGCCCUGGCGGAAGGCUUCCUCAUGAGUCAGGCAGAGGAGCAGAAGGAGCAAGUCGAAUUUCAGACCAGAGAUCCUAUGAGAAUUGGAAAUCCAUCAAAUUUUUCUCAGGAGCUGUUUUCCAGGAGGAUCUAUCAGGAAUCCACAAGUCAGGAUAUCUCAGAUGGGAAGAAUAGAACGAAUCUGACUCCUUUCCAUGGUGCUGCUGAAAGAGUGGUUGAAUCUCCAACUCAAGAGGAUGUUGUGUCCUUUAAGGAGGUGGCUGUGUAUUUCUCCGAGGAGGAGUGGUCUCAGCUGGAUGCUGACCAAAAAGCACUGCAUCGGGAAGUCAUGCUGGAAAAUCAUAGGAACGUGGCCUCUUUGGGUAAUAAUGGAGAGGAAAAUGAAGAUUCUGGAAAACUAUUCCAAGUGAUCAGUUGUGGAUACAAUACAAAGAACCCUACAAUUCUAAUGGAAGUAGAAAGCCAUGAGAGAAACGAGUCAAAUAAUUGGAAUCAGGAAAGUUCAUCUUCCAUUCAUGCACCAAUGAAAGCAUCUGUGGCCCAACAAGGAAAAAUAAAGAACAAAUAUAUUGGAAAAUGUAUAAAACCAUUCAAAGACAAAUUUGAUGUAAAUGAACACAAUCAAACCCAAACCAAAGGAGAAGAUUAUAUAUCUAGAGACAAUGGAAAAAAUUACAAAUGGACCUUGUCUUGUCCUCAUAAAAAUAGGUCCCGUACAUCUCAAAAAAGGAUCCAGGCAGAAGAGAAGCCCUAUAAGAGCAUGGACUGUGGAAAGAGCUUUAUUAAGAACCAUCAAUUUAUCUAUCAUAAAAGGAUCCACAAAGCAGAGAAAACAUAUAAAUGCAAGGAGUGUGGAAACAGCUUUACGAACAGUAGAGAACUUACUUCACAUAAAAGGAUCCACACAAGAGAGAAGUCCUACAAAUGCACAGAGUGUGGAAAGUGCUUGAGCUCACUCAAAAAUCUUUCUGUACAUGAAACGAUCCACACAGGGGAAAGGCCUUAUAAAUGCAUGGUGUGUGGAAAGACCUUUAUUCAUACGACUCAUCUUAGUUCACAUACAAGGACCCACACAGGAAAGAAGCCCUAUAAAUGCAUCGUGUGUGGAAAGAGCUUUACUCAGAGCAGCAAUCUUACUUCCCAUGAAAGGAUCCACACAGGAGAGAAGCCCUAUAAAUGCAUGGAGUGUGGAAAGAGCUUCACCUGUAGUACUUCUCUUACUUUGCAUUAUCGGAUCCAUACAGGUGAAAAGCCAUAUAAAUGUAUGGAGUGUGGAAAGAGCUUUACUCAUAGGAACAGUCUUGUUUGCCACAAAAGGAUCCACACAGGGGAGAAGCCCUAUAAAUGCCUAGAGUGUGGAAAGAGCUUCCCUAAGAGCACUGACCUUAUUUUCCAUAAAAGGAUCCACGCAGGGGAAAAGCCAUAUACAUGCCUGGAAUGUGGAAAGAGCUUUGUUAAGAACUCUCGACUUAUUUACCAUAGUAGAACACAUACAGGGGAGAAGCCAUAUAAAUGCAUGGAGUGUGGUAAGGCUUUUAUUACAAAUAGUUAUCUUAACUUCCACAAAAAAACACACACAGGGGAGAAGCCUUAUAAAUGCAUGGAAUGUGGAAAGAGUUUUUCUAGAAACAGUAUUCUUAACGUCCAUAAAAGGACCCACACAGGGGAGAAGCCCUAUAAAUGCAUGGAGUGCGGAAAGAGCUUCACUUAUAGUAACUCUCUUACUUUGCAUUACCGUAUACAUAAAGGGCAGAAACAUUAUAAAUGCAUGGAAUGUGGAAAGAGUUUUUCUACGAAUAGUUAUCUUAACAUCCAUAAAAGGACCCAUAAAGGGGAGAAACCUUAUAAAUGUAUGGUGUGUGGAAAAGGUUUUAUGAUGAACACUUCUGUUGAAUACCAUAAAAGAAUCCACACUGGGGAGAAGCCAUAUAAAUGCAUGCAGUGUGGAAAGAGCUUUAUUAAGAACUGCCAACUUAUUUACCAUAGUAGAAUGCAUACCGGGGAGAAGCCAUAUAAAUGCAUGGAAUGUGGAAAAUGCUUUUCUGUGUCUAGUAACCUUACCUGCCAUAAAAAGACUCACACAGGGGAGAAGCCUUAUAAAUGCAUUGAAUGUGGAAAGAGUUUUUCUACGAAGAAUUAUCUUAACACCCAUAAAAGGAUCCACACAGGGGAGAAGCCUUAUAAAUGCAUGGAGUGUGAAAAGACUUUUAUUCAGAGAACACAUCUUAAUUUACAUAAAAGGAUCCACACAGGAGAGAAGCCCUAUAAAUGCAUGGAGUGUGGAAAGAGCUUUCCUAAGAACAGUGACCUUAUUUUCCAUAAAAGGAUUCACACAGGGGAAAAGCCAUAUAAAUGCAUGGAGUGUGGAAAGAGCUUUAUUAGAAACGGUAAUCUUAACAUCCAUAAAAGGAUUCAUACUGGGGAGAAGCCAUAUAAAUGCAUGGAGUGUGAAAAAUGCUUUUCUGUCUCUAAUAACCUUACCUCCCAUAAAAAGAUUCACACGGGGGAGAAGCCUUAUAAAUGCAUAGAAUGUGGGAAAAGUUUUUCUACGAAGAGUUAUCUUAACAUCCAUAAAAGGAUCCACACAGGGGAGAAACCAUAUAAAUGCGAGAAGCCCUAUAAAUGCAUGGACUGUGGAAAGAGCUUCACUUCUAGUUCUUCUCUUACUUCCCACUUAAGGGUCCAUACAGGGGAGAAGCCUUAUAAAUGCAUGGACUGUGGAAAGAGCUUCACUUCUAGUUCGUCUCUUACUUCUCAUUACCGGAUCCAUACAGGGGAGAAGCCUUAUAAAUGUAUGGAAUGUGGAAAGAGUUUUUCUACCAACGGUUAUCUUACCACCCAUAAAAAGAUCCACACAGGGGAGAAGCCCUAUAAAUGCAUGGAGUGUGGAAUGAGCUUCACUUUUAGUUCUUCUCUUACUUCCCAUUACUGGAUUCAUACAAGGGAGAAGCCUUAUAAAUCUGUGGAAUGUGGAAAGAGUUUUUCUACCAAUGGUUAUCUUGCCAUCCAUAAAAAGAUCCACACGUGGGAGAAGCCUUAUAAAUGCAUGGAAUGUGGAAAGAGUUUUUCUACCAAGGGUAAUCUUACCAUCCAUAAAAAGAUCCACACAGGGGAGAAGCCUCAUAAAUGCAUGGAGUGUGGAAAGAGUUUUUCUACCAACUGUUAUCUUAACAUCCAUAAAAGGAUCCACACGGGGGAGAAGCCUUAUAAAUGCAUGGAAUGUGGAAAGAGCUUCGCUUCUAAUUAUUCUCUUACUUUGCAUUACCGGAGCCAUACAGGGGAGAAGCCUUAUAAAUGUGUGGAAUGUGGCAAGAGUUUUUCUACGAAGAGUUAUCUUAACAUCCAUAAAAAGAUCCACUCAGGGGAGAAGCCUUAUAAAUGCAUGGAAUGUGGAAAGAGUUUUUCUACGAACAGUUACCUUAACACGCAUAAAAGGACCCACACAAGGGAGAAGCCUUAUAAAUGCAUGGAAUGUGGAAUGAGCUUCACUUUUAAUAAUUCCCUCACUUUACAUUACCGGAUUCAUACAGGGGAGAAGCCUUAUAAAUGUGUGGAAUGUGGAAAGAGUUUUUCUACCAACGGUAAUCUUACCAUCCAUAAAAAGAUCCACACCGGGGAGAAGGCUUAUAAAUGCAUGGAAUGUGGAAAGAGUUUUGCUACAAACAGUUCUCUUUACACCCAUAAAAGGACCCACACAAGGGAGAAGCCCUAUAAAUGCAUGGAGUGUGGAAAAUGUUUUAUUUUGAACAGUUAUCUUAACUACCAUAAAAGGACCCACACAGUGACCCACGCAGGCGAGAAGCCCUAUAGAUGCAUGGAGUGUGGAAAGAGCUUUAUUUUUAGAAGUUAUCUUAGGUCACAUAGAAGGAUCCAUACAGGCGAGAAGCCUUAUGAAUGCAUGGAAUGUGGAAAGAGUUUUUCUACCAACGGUUAUCUUACCACCCAUAAAAAGAUCCACACAGGGGAGAAGCCCUAUAAAUGCAUGGACUGUGGAAAGAGCUUCACUUCUAGUUCUUCUCUUACUUCCCACUUAAGGGUCCAUACAGGGGAGAAGCCUUAUAAAUGCAUGGACUGUGGAAAGAGCUUCUCUUCUACUUCGAAUCUUACUUCUCAUUACCGGAGCCAUACAAGGGAGAAGCCUUAUAAAUGUAUGGAAUGUGGAAAGAGUUUUUCUACCAACGGUUAUCUUACCAUCCAUAAAAAGAUCCACAUAGGGGAGAAGCCCUAUAAAUGCAUGGAGUGUGGAAUGAGCUUCACUUUUAGUUCUUCUCUUACUUCCCAUUACCGAAUCCAUACAAGGGAGAAGCCUUAUAAAUGCAUGGAAUGUGGAAAGAGCUUCGCUUUUAAUUAUUCUCUUACUUUGCAUUACCGGAGCCAUACAGGGGAGAAGCCUUAUAAAUGUGUGGAAUGUGGAAAGAGCUUUGCUUCUAAUUAUUCUCUUACUUUGCAUUACCGGAGCCAUACAGGGGAGAAGCCUUAUAAAUGUGUGGAAUGUGGAAAGAGUUUUUCUACGAACAGUUCUCUUUACACCCAUAAAAAGAUCCACUCAGGGGAGAAGCUUUAUAAAUGUGUGGAAUGUGGAAAGAGUUUUUGUACCAACAGUAAUCUUACCACCCAUAAAAGAAUCCACACAAGGGAGAAGCCCUAUAAAUGCAUGGAAUGUGGAAAAUGUUUUAUUUUGAACAGUUAUCUUAACUACCAUAAAAGGACCCACACAGGUAAAAUGCCUUAUAAAUGCAUGGACUGUGGAAAGAACUUUAUUUUUAGAAGUCAUCUUAGGUCCCAUAGAAGGAUCCACACAGGAGAGAAGCCCUAUAAAUGCAUGGAGUGUGGAAAGAGCUUCACUUUUAGUACUUCUCUUACUUCGCAUUACUGGAUCCAUACAGGGGAGAAGCCAUAUAAAUGCAUGGAGUGUGGAAAGAGCUUUAUUACGAGCAGCAGUCUUACUUCCCAUAAAAGGAUCCACACAGGGGAGAAGCCAUAUAAAUGCAUGGAGUGUGGGGAAAACUUCACUAUGAACUAUCAUCUUACAUAUCAUAAGAGAAUCCACCACACAGGUGAGAAGCCCUGUACAUGCAUGGAGUGUGGAAAGACCUUUGCUCAUAGCAAUGGUCUUGUUUCCCAUAAAAGGAUCCACACAGGAGAGAAGCCCUAUAAAUGCAUGGAGUGUGGAAAGAGCUUCACUUUUAGUACUUCUCUUACUUUGCAUUACUGGAUCCAUACAGGGGAGAAGCCAUAUAAAUGCAUGGAGUGUGGAAAGAGCUUUACUAAGAGCAGCAGUCUUACUUCCCAUAAAAGGAUCCAUACAGGGGAGAAGCCAUAUAAAUGCAUGGAGUGUGGAAAGAGCUUUAUUACGAGCAGCAGUCUUACUUCCCAUAAAAGGAUCCAUACAGGGGAGAAGCCAUAUAAAUGCAUGGAGUGUGGGAAAAACUUCAAUAGGAACUAUCGUCUUACAUAUCAUAAGAGAAUCCAUCACACAGGUGAGAAGCCCUAUACAUGCAUGGAGUGUGGAAAGACCUUUGCUCAUAGCAAUGGUCUUGUUUCCCAUAAAAGGAUCCACACAGGAGAGAAGCCCUAUAAAUGCAUGGAGUGUGGAAAGAGCUUCGCAUUUAAUACUUCUCUUACUUCGCAUUAUCGGAUCCAUACAGGGGAGAAGCCAUAUAAAUGCAUGGAGUGUGAAAAGACCUUUACUACAAUCAGCAGUCUUACUUCCCAUAAAAGGAUCCACACAGGGGAGAAGCCCUAUAAAUGCAUGGAGUGUGGAAAGAGCUUUACUCAAAGAAACAGUCUUACUUCCCAUGAAAGGAUCCACACAAAGGAGAAGCCCUAUAAAUGCACUGAGUGUGGAAAGAGCUUCACUUUUAGUUCUUCUCUUACUUCCCACUUAAGGGUCCAUACAGGGGAAAAGCCAUAUAAAUGCACUGAGUGUGGAAAGAGCUUUGCUUGUAGUAAUUCUCUUACUUCGCAUAACCGGAUCCAUACAGGGGAAAAGCCAUAUAAAUGCACUGAGUGUGGAAAGAGCUUUGCUUGUAGUAAUUCUCUUACUUCGCAUAACCGGAUCCAUACAGGGGAGAAGUCAUAUAAAUGCACUGAGUGUGGAAAGAGCUUCGCUUGUAGUAAUUCUCUUACUUCGCAUAACCGGAUCCAUACAGGGGAGAAGCCAUAUAAAUGCAUGGAGUGUGAAAAGACCUUUACUACAAGCAGCAGUCUUACUUCCCAUAAAAGGAUCCACACAGGGGAGAAGCCCUAUAAAUGCAUGGAGUGUGGAAGGAGCUUUACUCACUUCAGAAGUCUUACUUGCCAUAAAAGUAUCCACAUAAAGGAGAAGCCAUAUAAAUGCAUGGAAUGUGGAAAGACGUUUACUCUGAGCCACAGUCUUACUUCCCAUAAAAGGAUCCACACAGGGGAGAAGCCCUAUAAAUGCAUGGAGUGUGGAAAGAGCUUCACUUUCAGUACUUCUCUUACUUCACAUUACCGGCUUCAUACAGGGGAGAAGCCAUAUAAAUGCAUGAAGUGUGGAAAGAGCUUCGCUCACAGUAAUUCUCUUACUUCCCAUUACUGGAUCCAUACAGGGGAGAAGCCAUAUAAGUGCACAGAGUGUGGAAAGAGCUUCAGUCGCAAUUCUUCUCUUACUGUUCACAAACGAAUCCACACAGGAGAGAAGCCCUAUAAAUGCAUGGAAUGUGGAAAAUGCUUUUCUCUCUCUACUAACCUUACCUCCCAUAAAAAGAUUCACACGGGGGAGAAGCCUUAUAAAUGUAUAGAAUGUGGAAAGAGUUUUUCUACGAAGAGUUAUCUUAGCAUCCAUAAAAGGAUCCACACAGGGGAGAAGCCGUAUAAAUGUAUGGUGUGUGGAAAAGGUUUUAUUAAAAACAGUUAUCUUAACUCCCAUAAAAGGAGUCACACAGUGUAG
Molecule: messenger RNA, 7440 nt
Organism: Protobothrops mucrosquamatus (brown spotted pit viper)
Lineage: Eukaryota; Metazoa; Chordata; Lepidosauria; Squamata; Viperidae
Product: zinc finger protein 208-like
Exons: 12
Coding region: 172-7440 (2422 amino acids)
Biological process (GO): regulation of DNA-templated transcription
Source: RefSeq, a predicted model, not a curated record